Messenger RNA from Gaeumannomyces tritici R3-111a-1, 2587 nucleotides. RefSeq lists its product as hypothetical. Gene Ontology annotation, cellular component: membrane. The record is from RefSeq and is a predicted model, not a curated record. Gene Ontology annotation, molecular function: transmembrane transporter activity. NCBI's taxonomy places the organism in Eukaryota, Fungi, Ascomycota, Sordariomycetes, Magnaporthales, Magnaporthaceae. The transcript has 2 exons. Gene Ontology annotation, biological process: transmembrane transport. The coding region runs from base 259 to 2070 and encodes 603 amino acids.
AUUCAUAUCCGUAUUAUCCUCCAGGCUGGCUCUGGAUGGGAACUGCUAGUUUGUUUUGAUCAAUCGUCUUGACCAAGGUCUUUUGUCUCGUUUAUUUGAACACAUUACAACCCCAUUCACGGUAGCGCCACUAUUGGCGUCACUUACACAGCUACCUACACACUUGGAGCCAAACUCUACCCAGCUCAUCUGUGUGUGUGUCUGCUUAUCAGUCGCACCAGCCAAGAACCGCCGCCCAGAAGUGCCGCAACCGGCGCCAUGGGUGAGCAGGAUAGCGCCCGUCUGGCUGAGGCUGCCGACGGCGAAGACCACCAGUCCGAAUCGACGCCGCUGCUUUCCCCUGCCGUCAGGCUCGGCAUCCGUGCUCCCUCGCCGCCGCCGCCGGCCCAACAUAUCAGCAAUGGCAAGCAGCAACACCACCACCACCGUCACCACCGCCAGAAGCCAGCGCGCCUUUACCGCCGCCGGGUCCUGGUCACGCUCUUCUCGGUCCUCAUCCUGAUCGAGCUCGGCACCGUCAUCAUCCAGGCGCCCAUCAACGCCAUCAUGGAGGACAACAUCUGCCGGCAGCACCUCGCGCUCGGCGGCGGCGGCGGCCCCGCGGCCGACAGGGGGACCGACCUGGGGCCGGGCCUGCUGCUCGACGACCCACGCUGCAAGGACGCCGACGUGCAGGGCGAGCUGGCCAUGGUGCGCGGGGCGCAGCUGGCCUUCGACGUGGUGCCCAACCUGGCGGGCGCCAUCCCCUACGGCCUCGCGGCCGACAUGUACGGCCGCAAGCCCGUGCUGGCCCUGGGCCUGCUGGGCGUGUGCCUCGGCUACGCCUGGACCGCCGCCGUGCUGGCCCUGCCGUCGGUGCUGCCGCUGCGCGCCGUCUACCUGGCCUCGGCCUUCACCUUCAUCGGCUCCUUCGGCUGCGCCGGCAUCGCCCUCUUCUGGACCUUCCUGGCCGACGUGACGCCCCAGGCCGCCCGCGCCGGCGUCUUCUUCCACGCCGCCGUCGCCUUCCUGGUCGCCGAGAUGGCGGGCGGGCCCUUGUCGGCCUGGCUGCUGACCAGGAGCCCCUGGCUCGCCAUGCUGGUCGGCCUAGCCGCAUCGUUUGCGAGCAUUGUCGUCAUGUACUUCGUGCCCGAGACGCUGGGCCUUCGGCUCGACGAUGACGACGGCGACGACGGUGGCCAGGAGGGGUCCCGCCGCCCCGAGUCCAUCAUUGACGACGACGACGACGACGACGACGGCGACGGCGACGCGCCCCUGCUCGACCCCACCAAGCCCGCCGACCCCGACGCCGCCUCCUCCUCCUCCUGGCCGGUCCUGCGGCGCACCCUGACCCUCGCGGGCGCCAGCUUCCGCGAGCUGUGGGUCUUUGUGCUCGGCAACUCGCGGCUGGCGGUGCUCAUGGUGCCGCUGGCGCUGUUCCUGCUCGGGCGGCUGGCGCAGGAGUCGCUGCUGCAGUACGCCACCAAGCGCUACGGCCUGACGUGGGCCGACGCCACCAUGCUCAUGACGGCCCGCAGCCUCGCCAACCUCGUCCUCUUCGUCGCCGUCUUCCCGGCCCUCGGCCGCCUCUGCCUCGGCCGUCUGCGCAUGUCGCCCCUGCGCAAGGACCUGUCCCUCGCCCGCGUCGCCGGCGCGGUCGGCACCCUGGGCGCCCUGCUGGUCGCCGUGUCGCCGACGCCGGGGGCUCUGAUGUGCUCCCUCAUCGUCUUCUCCUUCGGCUACGGCUUCGCCCCCUUCAUCCGCUCGCUCCUCAACGCCCUCGUCGAGCAGCGCCACCUCGCCAUGCUCAAUAGCUGCAUCUCCUUCCUCGAGAUGUGCGGCACCCUCGUCGCCGCCCCGGGCCUGUCGGCCGCCCUGGGGCUCGGCGUCCGCCUGGGAGGGCCCUGGGUCGGCCUGCCCUUCAUGCUGGCCGCCCUCGGCUUCGCCGCCGCCACGGCCACCGUCUGCGCCUUCAGACUGCCCCCGGACGCGGACGACGAGGCGCAUCCGUCGGAGCCGGGACUGGAGCCGGAGCCGGAGCCGGAGCCGGAGCCCGCGCGCCGGAGCCCGUACGGCACCGGGGAUUGUUGAGUUGAGAGACUGACGAUAUAUAUAUAUACUUCCUGUAUAAAACCUAGAUGGAGGUGCCGCCAUGCCGCCAGGUAUUCUUAGUUUUCCGACGAUAAUACCCAUUUGUUCAUCCGAUGUAUUCAUUUUAUAUUCUCCUAACUGGCCAUCUCUUUUCUCACUUCUUUCUUCCACGGCCCUUAUGUAUCCACCACGUACAAUUUAGAACACGUAGAUGCUGCGAAGCUCGCCUUUUUUUUUCUCCCACCACACAUCCAUACAGCAAUGAGUAUGUUCUACCCGCGUCCGGCGUCUAGCUGAAACGACCAGACUAUGCCGACAACCCCAUCUGCCUACCUGGACCACCAUGGACUCUUCUCCCGCGCCCCGACGUACCUCUCCGGACGAGGUCCUCUCCCAGUUCGCCGAGCGCGGGUCCGUUGGCCGCGUGUUCGUGAAGCAGCUCGCGAGUGUUUUGCGUCUGAUUCGUCGUCGUCCAGAGGGGGGACUUAUCCCGUCCUGUCCGCUUUCAAGCCUGAAG